UUACAAAAUGAAAAAAAUAAAUUAUCAUAUAUAAAGAGAACUCUCUAGACAGUAAUGUCUGACCACCGGCCUAAAUCUGUUAGCCUUUAGAUUAAUUUGCUGACAUGUUUUAGCAAUUGCUGUCCAUUCCAUAGUUUCAUUACCUGAAACAUGAUUGGCCAAAGUAGUCAAAACCAAAGCAGCAUAUUAGAUGAUUAUUUAUCAAGAAAAAAAGAAGAAUAAACAAUAUGGCUCAGAUGGCUGCAUGUUUCUUCCUAGAAGGAUCCUUUUUCGCUAGUGACAGAAGAUUUCUGCCUCCCCUUUUCGAAAGGUGUUUUUUCUUUUCCUUUUCAUAUUUAUAUGACAGAAGCUGAUUUCCUGCCUUCUUCUCCAAGUUGGGUUGUUCAGGUACAACACAAAAGCGCAGUUUUUUGCUCUUUAGUUUUCACUGUCUUCCUCUCUCUCACUCUUUUGUUAAUCAUAUUACUUUGUUUCCUCGCUUCAAUCUUUUUCUGCUUCUUGGGUUCCUUUCCUCGCUUCCAAAUUUAUGAUGGGUUUGGCUUAGUUCUUGUUCUUGAAAUUAUAUUUCCUGUUAUUGGGUUUGGCUUCCUUAUUUGAUCUCUGCUUUCUAUUUUAUCUGUGUGUUAGUUUCAUUUCGUAGCUUCUUCCGUACGUUCUUCCUUUGGAUUUUUGGUUAGUCAAGGUUUUUGGUAGAGUUUAGAGUUUAUUUGGUCGGCUAAUUUGAAAGUUCUUGAUUAAAAAUUUAGUGAAUUUAGCUUGAAAGAAAGAAGCUUUUAUUCUUUUACCAGCUAGACUUGGGUGGGAUUUACUUACUUUUUUUUUUUUUGAGGAAUUUUAGGAUUGGGUUGAUAAUGAUGGAUCCUAAAUACACAGGAUUCUCUGAUUAUACAACUGGUUCCAUAAGUGAUGAGCAUACCAUAUUUCCAAACUCUGAUCAAUUCCCAGAUAUUGAAAAUAAAUUUAAAUUGGACAGUCCUUCCUUUGAUCUCAACUUCAUGAAUGUUCCUUUUGAUCCACCUGAUUCAGGUUCAAAUGAUUUGGGUUUAUCCUUUGCACUUAGUCCAGGGGGAGAAUCAUUUGUCCCAGGGUUCAGUCCAGGUGGAGAAUCCUUUGGCCCUUCACCCGGCUGGAGUCCAGAGGGAGAUUCCUCCUCCCCCUCUGAUGAUAGUGAUUCUUCAGAUCCAGUUCUCAAGUACAUAAGCCAGAUGCUUAUGGAAGAGAACAUGGAAGAUAAGCCCCCUAUGUAUUAUGACCCCUUGGAUCUAAAAGCUACUGAGAAGUCAUUGUAUGAUGUGCUUGGUGAGCAAGAUCCUUCGUCACUUGAAUCACCCCAGCCUUAUAUCAGCUAUGAGAGCCCUGAUGGUAAUCAUUCAGGAAAUGGUAGUGAUCAUGGUGGUAAUACUAGUACUAGUACCAGUACCAGUACUAGUACUAGUACUAGCACUAGCACUAGCACUAGCAUUGGCACUGGCGCUAGCACUAGCACUACAUUUGCCACCAAUGAUUUUGUUGAUCCUCAGUGGGUUUUUGAUGUUGAAGAGUCGAAUCCAGUUUUGUUACAGACCCCUUUUCCCAAUGACUACAAUUUCAAGUCCAAUUCCCAUUCCACUUCGCAUUUUUUGGCAAAUCCUUCAAAUUGUCUGCCUAAUAUUGGCGAUGGGAUCAUGGGUUCUUCUCCGAGCGAGAUGGUGCAGAACAUGUUCAGUGAUACGGAUUCUGUGUUGCAGUUUAAGAGAGGGUUAGAGGAAGCUAGUAAAUUCCUUCCUAGAGCUAGUCAACUAGUUAUUGAUUUAGAGAGCAACUCGUUUGCCAAUGGGCAAAAGGAGGAGGCUCCAGUGUUGGUUAUGAAGGAGGAAAAAGCUAAGAGGCCUAGCUCACCUGAUGAGUCAAGGGGUAGGAAGAAUCACAAUCGAGAGGAUUCAGAUUUAGAACAAGGGAGGAGCAGCAAGCAGUCGGCAGUGUAUGUGGAAGAGAGUGAAAUUUCAGAAGUAUUUGAUAAGGUAUUGCUUUGGCCUGGUUUGAAGGGUACACAAUGGUGCUGUGGCCCUGAAGUCAAUCAGGAUGCAGCAAGCAAGAUCCCACAGGCAAAUAUACAAUCAAAUGGAUCAAAUGGUGGAAAGACUCGUUCUAAGAAACAGAGCAAGAAGAAGGAAACAGUGGAUUUAAGGAGUCUUCUGAUUCUUUGUGCGCAAGCUGUCUCUGGAAAUGAUUUUAGGACUGCUAAUGAGCUAGUGAAGCAGAUUAGGCAGCACUCUUCCCCUUUAGGUGAUGGGUCUCAGAGAUUGGCUCAUUGCUUUGCUAAUGGUCUCGAGGCACGUUUGGCUGGCAGUGUCACUGGAAUGCAAAGCUUUUAUACUUCUCUUGCUUCAAGGAGGAGGACUGCUGCUGAUAUAUUGAGAGCUUACAAAACUCAUCUUCAUGCUUGCCCAUUUAAGAAGCUCUCAAUUCUCUUUGCAAACAAAAUGAUUAUGCAUGCAGCUGAAAAGGCAACAACUCUUCAUAUUGUAGAUUUUGGUGUCUCGUAUGGUUUCCAAUGGCCAAUACUUAUCCAGCUUCUCUCUAUGCGGGAUGGUGGGCCUCCCAAGCUACGCAUUACAGGGAUAGAACUACCCCAACAAGGCUUCAGGCCAGCAGAAAGAAUUGAGGAGACAGGACGUCGCUUGGCAAGGUAUUGUGAGCGCUUUAAUGUUCCAUUUGAGUACAAUUCUAUUGCUGCUCAGAACUGGGAAAACAUACGAAUUGAGGAGCUCAAGAUUAAUAGCAAUGAGGUGCUUGCUGUGAAUUGUUUGGCUCGGUUUAAGAACCUACUUGAUGAGAUAGUUGAAGUGGACUGCCCAAGGAACGCUGUUCUUGACUUAAUUAGGAAGAUAAAACCCAAUAUUUAUGUCCAUUGUAUCAUUAAUGGAUCCUACAAUGCUCCAUUCUUUGUCACAAGGUUCAGGGAGGCACUUUUCCACUUCUCUUCACUGUUUGAUAUGUUUGAUUCUACUUUAUCUCGUGAAGAUCAAGGCAGGAUGAUGUUAGAGAAUGAGAUCUAUGGGCGAGAGGCCAUGAAUGUUGUAGCAUGUGAAGGCACGGAGAGGGUUGAGAGGCCCGAAACAUACAAGCAGUGGCAGGUUCGCAUUACAAGGGCAGGGUUCAAGCAGCUCCCAUUGGAACAGGAGGUUAUGGAAAAAUGUAGGCAUAAGUUGAAAACAUGGUACCACAAGGAUUUUGUCAUUGAUGAAGACAACAACUGGAUGUUGCAGGGAUGGAAGGGUCGAAUUAUAUAUGCUUCCUCCUGUUGGGUGCCUGCAUAGUUGUUCUCGGUGGCAUCACAAAAGUUAGAGAGGAAACUGCUUUCUUAUGGAAUUGAGCGGGCUUGAAUAAUCACGAAUUAUGCAUAGAUGCUCCCAUACUAUACAUCUCUUACAGAAGAACCUUGCAGAGAUGGAGAAUGAAGUCUAGACAUGAAUAUCCUUUCUGAGCUUGGUGACGGUGACCUUUAAAAACAAGCUAGAACCCCUCCCCUCAUAUGUGCAAAGGCUGUGAUAUAGACUAAUAAUAGCUGCCACUGGCUUCUGUUAGGUAAUUUUGUAAUCAAAUUCUGGGCUUUCUUUCUUGAUGAUUUUCCAAUUUAGUUGUUCUUUAUGUGGAAAUGCUUUCCAGUACUAUCUUUAUCUGAUGUAUGAAAGUAGGCAGCAAAGAAGUUUUGGAUUUAAA
This is a messenger RNA of Ricinus communis (castor bean), 3702 nucleotides long. RefSeq names its product scarecrow-like protein 33. Gene Ontology annotation, molecular function: DNA-binding transcription factor activity; sequence-specific DNA binding. Gene Ontology annotation, cellular component: nucleus. Gene Ontology annotation, biological process: regulation of DNA-templated transcription. Lineage: Eukaryota; Viridiplantae; Streptophyta; Magnoliopsida; Malpighiales; Euphorbiaceae. Bases 852 to 3299 code for a protein of 815 amino acids. The record is from RefSeq and is a predicted model, not a curated record. The transcript is spliced from 3 exons.